CUUCUUCUUCUUCUUCUUCUUCUUCUUCUUCUCGUCUGCCUCCCCACCCCCUUCUCUUCUUCCCUCGACUGCCCUCGUCUGCUCUUCAUCAGAGAGUACUGAGCGAAAUAUCCGUUGUUUGCCUUGUUGGGAUACUGAAUCUUGUUCUUCUAGUUCAGGAUCGAAAGACCAGCAGCAAAAAAAAAAUGUCGAAAUCAGACGUCCAUCUGCACCCGCGCAUGUCCAAGAAGCCUCCCUUCACGGUCGAGGCGUCGGGUUACGAACCAAAGGAGGGAGAGACUAUCCCUCGUCGCUUGCCUGCCGCCAAGGACAAGCUCAUCACCCGUCCCGCGGACGACGUGGCAACCACCUACGAUGUUUUCCGCCGAUCCGCCAGGUUGUUCGGCAACGCGAAGGCCGUUGGCAGCCGCCGGCUGAUCAAGACCCAUGUAGAGAACAAGAAGGUCAAGAAGGUCGUGGACGGCGUCGAGCAGGAGGUUGACAAGAAGUGGACCUACUUUGAGAUGAGCGGGUACACCUUCAAGAGCUUCCUCGAGUACGAGCAGAUGGCUUUGCAGCUCGGGAGUGGCCUUCGUAAGCUGGGUCUGCAGAAGGAUGACAUGAUUCACCUCUACGGAGCGACCAGUGCACACUGGCUGCUCAUGUCUCACGGAGCUGCUUCUCAGUCGCUGGUCAUCGUCACCGCGUAUGAUACCCUGGGCGAGGAGGGCUUGAAGCACUCGCUCGUGCAGACAGGGAGUCUCGCAAUCUUCCUGGACCCUGGCCUGAUCCACUCCCUGAGAAAUGUGCUCGGCGAUGCGAAAUCCGUCAAAUACGUCAUCUACAACACCGACAACGAGGUCAAACAGGAGGACUUGGACAAACUAAAGGCCGAUUUCGACCACCUCACCAUCCUUAGCAUCGAGGACCUACGCAAGCUGGGCGAGGACAACCUGGUCGAUCCCGUCCCGCCUGCGCCCGAGGCGCUCUGCUGCAUCAUGUACACCUCCGGCUCGACCGGCCCUCCGAAGGGUGUUCCCCUGACCCACGCCAACGUGAUCGCGGCCACCGCGGGGAUCCACGCCAUUGUCGGCGAGUAUAUCGGCCCGAAUGACAUCCUGCUCACCUACCUGCCCCAAGCACACAUCCUCGAGUUCAUGUUCGAGAACCUCUGCCUGUUUUGGGGUGGCACCAUGGGAUACGGGAACCCGCGCACCCUGUCCGACACCUCGAUGCGGAACUGCAAGGGCGACAUCCGCGAGUUAAAGCCGACCAUCCUGGUUGGCGUCCCCGCGGUCUGGGAAUCGGUGAAGAAGGGCGUGUUGAACAACCUCAACAAGAACAGCUUCCUUGUCAAGAGUCUGUUCUGGGGCGCCAUGUCCGCCAAGAGCUUCCUCAUGACCACGGGCUUCCCUGGAGCCAGCUUUGCCACGGGACUCAUUGAUUCUGUCGUCUUCAAGAAGCUCAAAGACGCGACGGGCGGGCGCAUGCGCAUCAUGAUGAACGGCGGUGGUCCCGUCUCCAAGGACACGCAACAGUUCCUGUCGAUGGCCAUCGCACCCAUGAUCAGCGGGUAUGGCCUGACCGAGACCUCGGCCAUGGGGGCGCUGAACGACCCGAUGGCCUGGAACUGCAACGCGCUGGGCGAGAUCCCGGGCUCCGUCGAGGUCAAGCUGGUCGAUUUCCCCGACGCAGGCUACCUGACCUCGCACCGCCCGCCGCAGGGUGAGAUCUUCAUCCGCGGCGCCAGCGUCACGACGCACUACUGGAAGAACGAGGAGGAAACCAAGAGCGCCUUCAGCGAGGACGGCUGGUUCAUGACCGGCGACAUUGGCGAGUUCGACCAGUACGGCCACCUGCGCAUCAUCGACCGCAAGAAGAACCUAGUCAAGACCCUCAACGGCGAGUACAUUGCUCUCGAGAAGCUCGAGUCCAUCUACCGCUCCUCCCCCAUUGUCGGCAACAUUUGCGUCUACGCCGCCGAGGAUCAGGACAAGCCCGUUGCCAUCAUCGUCCCCAUCGAGACCGCCCUGAAGAAACUCGCCGAGGAGAACAACAUCAAGGGCGACACCAUCGAAGCGCUUGUGCAUAAUAAGGACAUCAACGCUGCCGUCCUCAAGCAGCUCCAGGCUGCAGGCAAGGCGGGCGGCCUCCGUGGUAUCGAAAUCGUCAGCGGGGUGGUUCUCUCCGACGAAGAAUGGACUCCUCAUAAUGGCUACAUGACCGCCGCACAGAAGCUCCAGCGAAGGAAGAUCAUGAACCGGUAUCGCAAGGAAAUCGACCAAGCCUACCACAAAAAAUAGUCUCUCUUCUUUCCCAACCCCUUUUUCCUUUCCUUUCCUUUCUUUUCUCCUUUGUUUUAUUCCCUGCUGCUCGUGUGCAGUUCACUGUUUGAUGUCAGCUUGUUUCAAUACCUGUUGUCAUCUAUUCGAUGAAUUCGAUGACCCGG
Messenger RNA from Penicilliopsis zonata CBS 506.65, 2428 nucleotides. RefSeq lists its product as hypothetical. Gene Ontology annotation, biological process: long-chain fatty acid metabolic process; long-chain fatty-acyl-CoA metabolic process. NCBI's taxonomy places the organism in Eukaryota, Fungi, Ascomycota, Eurotiomycetes, Eurotiales, Aspergillaceae. Bases 186 to 2282 code for a protein of 698 amino acids. The transcript has 4 exons. The record is from RefSeq and is a predicted model, not a curated record. Gene Ontology annotation, molecular function: long-chain fatty acid-CoA ligase activity. Gene Ontology annotation, cellular component: lipid droplet; endoplasmic reticulum; plasma membrane.